AUGCCGUCGGGCAUCAAUCUACUUUAUAAGGCUGACUUCGCACGAGGCGGAGAUUCUGCCGGCAGGGAAAACCGCGUCGUAGACAUUGUUGCCGUUCAUGGUUUGAAUGAAAACUUGAUCGAAGCAUGGACGCAUCCUGAAACUGGAACUCUGUGGCUCCAAGACUUCCUACCUGAAUCAAUACCAGCCGCACGAGUGCUAACAUUCGGAUAUGAUUCCUCUCCCUCUUCCUUCUGUGGCCCAGCGUGUGCCGACACAAUUCAAAAACAUGCAAAUACUCUUGUGGCGUCUUUGCAGGGAGAUAGAAGUUUGGAGGGUUGUGAUAAUCGGCCAAUUAUCUUCGUUUGCCACGGGCUCGGUGGAGUGACAUCUUCACAAGUCCAGCACCUGUACACCGUUUUUGUCUCCACAUAUGCAAUACUUUUCUUCGGCACCCCCCAUGAUCGUGUGGAUUCCGCCAGCUGGCUUACACCUGACACUGCACCACAGUCCGGAUCACCCGUCAGGAGUAGACAGCACAGUCAUGAACGCAACAGUCUUGUCUCGGACGACGAUUCAAACACCUUGCAGAUAAUCACAGAGCAGUUUGCACCUCUGAUGAAGAAGUUUCGCAUAUUUUUCUUCUGGGAGGAGUUGCCAACGAAAUUUGGCAAUAACAUGCAAUUCCUCGUCGAAGAAGAUUCUGCUGCUCCCAGUAUGGACAAUACUGAGCGAUGUGGAAUCGACGCAACGCACUCCGGUAUGGUCAAGUUUUCAACAUCAAAUUCAUCAAGCUACAGAACCGUCAUUGCAGCACUAGCAAGGUAUUGCAAUGAUGCACCUGCUGUUAUCGCUCGUAGAUGGGAAAAGGAGCUUGAAACACUUGCACGAACGCGAUCUAAUGAUGCAUCGGAAAUUGUUGGCCCCGAUUUUGAAAUUCAUCUUGACCGCUUUACUUCAUCUUACAAAAAUAAUAUUUUAGAAGAACAUCGCAAUAAAUAUUUCUUCCCUCCACACGACACUAACCCAAAAUUUGUCGGCCGUCAGGAUAUUCUCAGUAUGAUACAGAAGACUCUGUUUUCUUCCGAAUCUAUUCCGUCAGAGAGGAGACAAAGACGAUUUGUGGUUUUCGGCAUGGGAGGCUGCGGGAAAACUGAACUGUCUUCGAAGUUUGCGGAGGAUAACAAGGACCGGUACCAUGCUGUUUUCACCAUACGUGCUGAAAACCUGGAGACAGCAAAAGAGUCCUUUGCAGAUAUAGGUAAAAGAGGAGGCUUAGAAGCUACCGAGAGUGCCGGAAAAUACUGGCUCUCGCAGUUGAGAAAGCCGUGGCUGCUCAUCAUUGAUAACGCCGACAACCCGGAUCUUGACUUGCAAGACUUGUUUCCUCGUGGCAACUUGGGUCACGUUCUUGUAACGACCAAAAACCCAGACUUUCGAAUUCACGGAACAGCCGGGAGUAUUGAACUGAAGGGACUCAGGGAGGAAGAAGCCCUGCAUCUACUGUUGGAGCGUGCGCAAAUUCCUAGACCGUGGGAUGCAACGACUGAAAGCUCCGGUCAAGAAAUAAGCAAAGCUCUUGGAUAUCUUGCUCUGGCAUUAGUUCAAGCAGGAACAGCCGUCUUCAGAAAGCUAUGCGAUUUGAAGGACUAUUUGAACUUCCAUAAUCUCUACUGGAGCAAACGUGGAGCACGAUCUCCUUCGAUAGGGGAGGUUGAAGAAAAAAGAGCGAAAAGAGGAGAGGACAUCAUAUACUCUGCUUUUGAUUUCUCUUUUGAAUAUCUUCGAGCAAAGAAUACAAGUAUAAGUCAAGACGCCGUGCAGAUACUGAAUAUCGUUGGCUUCUACCACUUUGAGAAUAUACGGGUUGACAUAUUUACAAGAGCCAUAGAAAAUAGGCGGAAGUCAAUUGCAAUGUCAACAGCCAAAUCAAUAGGAGGUAGAAUGCUAAAUGCGGUUGUUUCUCGUCUUCAUCCUCCUCAUAUGCUUCCACAAUUUUUGAAAGGUGGUUUGGAAGCCCUAAACCCAUACCGGGUAAGAGAAGCGCUUCACGAACUAUAUGCGCUGUCUCUUAUCAAUUAUGAUGGAAGGAACGCAAGCUUCUCCUUGCAUCCUUUAGUACAUAGCUGGGCUCGGGAUCGUCUUAGCCACGGGGAAAAGGCAGUAUGGGCUCAGAUUGCCCUUAACACGCUAACUGAGUCAAUUUUGCUGCCACCAGAAGAUGCUGAGGAGCUUCAUGCAGAAUAUAGGAAGGAUCUGCUGCCACAUCUAGAUAAAUGCCUUGCAGCAUGCCCGAUGCAAACAAGGAAUCUUGAUGAUAAACUCGGUAGAGUUCAACUUGCACUGGCGAAGUUACUUCAGCAAACCUUACUUUUCAUUGUUCGAGACCAGGCUGUCAGUGCUGCAAAAUGCGGCUAUGUAUAUGCAGAGCGUGGUCGUUUCACUGAAGGGGCCUUAUACCUGUCAAUGGUGAAAGAUAUAUUGGUCCAAACGUUAGGAUAUGAGAAUGAGAAAACAAUGAUAGCAACGCUCGGUCUUGCCGGGGUAUGCUGGGGGCUAGGAAGACUUGAAGAAGCUAUCGAGUUGCAAAAACGUGUCGUCCAGGCCCGUUCAAAGGUUCUGGGCCCUGAAAAUCACGAUACUCUAGUUGCCAUGGACCAGCUUGGCCGGUCAUUUUGGUUGCACGGGGAAUAUCAGGAGGCUCUUCAAUUGCAACAGGUGACCACGAAUAGAAUGAAAGCGUCACUUGGUUAUGAACACCCGGAUACACUUGCGGCUUUGGAUAACUUAGGUGUGACACUUGGGUCCUGGCACAGAUUUCACGAGAGCAUGGAGAUACACAAACAGGUUCUCUUCGCGAGAGAAAAGAACCUUGGAAGAACAGACCUGGAAACUCUGACGACUCUGAACAAUCUAGCAAUGGCUCUGCUUGACCUUGGAAAACUCUUCGAGGCGAAGAAAAUAAUGGAAGAAGUUGUUGAGCAAAGGCAAUUGAAGCUUGGAAAAGAACACCCCUGGACAUUGUGGGCGAUCUGCAACCUAGCAAAAGUCAUGAUUGAACUCGGACGGCUUAAAGAAGCAGAAACUUUGUUAAUAGAUGGAAUAGCGGCCGGGAUACGAAGUCUCAGUGAUGACCAUCUUGGGGUGCUAAUGGGUCGCGGUCAACUGGCCCGAGUAUAUGCACGACAAGGUCGAGCAAAGGAGGCCGAAAUUCUGACUUUAGAAGUCAUCGACAAGGUUGCAUCAUCUCGAGGUCAAGAACACCCAGAUUACAUUUAUGCUUUAUUCAAGCUAGCACAGCUCUAUGAGCAACAGGGUAAAUUUGAGAAGGCUAUUGACGCAUGUGAAAAUGCCUUGCAAAGGGCUAACACAAGGUUAACGACUCGACAUCCGCUUUACAAAAAGAUUGAUUCAUACAUUAAUGCCCUUCGAGGUCUACUUUUAUCUGAAGAACUGGAUCUAAAUACAGCCAAUGCCGGAGGUAGUAUACAUAAGUCACCCAAGUUGAGGAAUCUACCUCACACUAAAACCUGGUGA
Messenger RNA from Talaromyces atroroseus, 3516 nucleotides. RefSeq lists its product as hypothetical. Lineage: Eukaryota; Fungi; Ascomycota; Eurotiomycetes; Eurotiales; Trichocomaceae. Gene Ontology annotation, molecular function: protein binding. The record is from RefSeq and is a predicted model, not a curated record. Bases 1 to 3516 code for a protein of 1171 amino acids. The transcript has 4 exons.